Messenger RNA from Heterobasidion irregulare TC 32-1, 2634 nucleotides. Its product is annotated as glycoside hydrolase family 47 protein. Lineage: Eukaryota; Fungi; Basidiomycota; Agaricomycetes; Russulales; Bondarzewiaceae. The record is from RefSeq and is a predicted model, not a curated record. Gene Ontology annotation, biological process: mannose trimming involved in glycoprotein ERAD pathway; endoplasmic reticulum mannose trimming; carbohydrate metabolic process. Gene Ontology annotation, cellular component: membrane; endoplasmic reticulum. Gene Ontology annotation, molecular function: mannosyl-oligosaccharide 1,2-alpha-mannosidase activity; calcium ion binding. The coding region runs from base 1 to 2634 and encodes 877 amino acids. The transcript has 16 exons.
AUGAAUUGGCUACUACGAUGGCCGGAAAUAUUUCUGGCUGUCCUCUUUGUCGCCCUGGAAGCAUAUAGAUGGGGUCAUGCCAGUACACCGGGUCUCGUACGAGCCCAAUGGACUACAAGCAGAAAGUUGGACACGCGGAAUAAGGUCCGCGAUCUUUGGUAUCAUGGCUAUAACAGCUACAUGCGAUUCGCUUGGCCGUUGGAUGAGUUGUCUCCUCUGUCAUGUACAGGAAGGGGACCCGAUUGGGAUAGUCCAGACAACAUCGCAUUCAAUGAUGUGGCAGGCAAUUUUUCACUCACUCUAAUAGACUCGUUGGAUACACUUGUCGUCCUGAACGAUCGCCGUGGCUUCGAAGACGCAGUUCGGAAGACCAUGGAUUGGGUUUCUUUUGACGUCAACACUAAACCGCAAUUAUUCGAAACCAACAUCCGUGUGUUGGGUGGGCUGCUGUCAGCACACAUAUUUGCAAGUCGGCGAGAUCAGCCGUUCUACUUACCUUGGUAUCAUGGCGAAUUGCUAUCCAUGGCGCACGAUCUUGGGGAGAGGUUCUUGUCAGCAUUUUCGACGCCCACGGGAAUUCCAUAUGCAAGGACGAAUCUUCGACACGGCGUACCCAGAGGUGAAAGCAUAGAGAGUUGCUCAGCUGGUGGAGGAUCCUUGAUACUUGAAUUUGCUACGCUUAGCCGGCUUACCGGCGACGACAGGUUUGAAAAGGCGGCGCGUAAAGCUUUCUUCGCUAUUUGGAACCGAAAAUCGGAUAUAGGACUUGUCGGGAACACGAUCAAUAUCUGGAGUGGAACUUGGUUAUACCCGGAAGUGAGCGGAAUCGGAGCAGGCAUCGAUUCUUUUUUUGAGUACGCCUUAAAAUGGUAUAUUCUCAGUGGUGAUCACGAAUUUUUAGACGUAUGGAAUGAUUCGUAUGCUGCUAUCAUGAGGUAUGCGAGGUCCGCAGAUGGACUAUGGUAUCGGCGUGUUAAUAUCCAGACGGGCGACGUUGCGUAUUCCACUGUGGACUCCCUUUCUGCUUUCUGGCCCGGCCUUCAAGUACUUGCUGGGGAUGUCGAUAAUGCCAUCAAAUCGCAUAUGAUUUAUUGGCAGCUGUGGAGAAAGCACUCGGGACUUCCCGAAGUAUGGGACAUGAAUUAUAAGACCGCAACCUCGUUCCAGUUUCCACUACGACCAGAGUUUGUGGAAUCUACAUGGUAUCUAUAUCGUGCAACUCAUGACCCAUUGUAUCUUGAUAUCGGAGAGCGGAUACUCUACGAUAUCACCAUUCGAGCGAAGGUCGAAUGUGGCCUUACAGGCAUCCGUGACCUGAGAGAUAAUCAGCGGGAUGACCGCAUGGAAUCAUUUGUCCUAUCAGAAACGCUCAAGUAUCUCUAUCUAUUGUUCGACGAGUCCAAUCCCCUCCAUACGGAUGAUUCGAAUUAUGUGUUCACCACAGAGGGACAUAUUUUGCUGCUGGGGCAAGAACACCUCAAGCCUAUGUCGUCUGCCGUCAGAAAACUUCGUCGGAAUGAAAGUCAUCAAUGCCCUGCAUAUCAACCUGUCUCUAUUGGGAAGGAGGGGUUACCGGGGUUAACUCUUGGGAUUUAUUCGCGCUCCGAUGUUGACUAUACUAGCUAUCUCAUCGGAAUGCCACCAUCGGAUCAGGAUAAAGACUCUUGGCACCCAAAUGGGUGGUGCGAAGUACCUCAGGUAGAUUUGUUCUCGUAUGACUUCAUCUUGUCUGCCGAUGGUAAAUUGACUGUAGAGGACCCUAGUCCUGGCAAAGAGAAGAUCGCUUCUGUUUCCGACGGCUUCAUCGUGCAUAACAUUUCUGGUCUGCGAACUCGGAUCGUCAGUCGACUUGAUGGUAGAGGAUACGAUGUUUCCAAGCUUGGUUUACACACAAUUCAUAGCGGGCAGAUUGUCUAUAUUAACGACACAGCUCUCGCUCUGAAACCGGUCGCAAAGAGCAACAAGCCUGAUGCAGGGGAGUCACAUUAUCCUGACGUACGGCUUCGCUUCUUCGUCGACUUCGUGGAUCCGAUGUUCCAGGUCCAACCUGGCAUAAAUGAAGUCGCAACUAGCGUGGAUGUUAUGGGGCAUACGGCCAUGUUCGGCGCAAAUCCAUCGAAACCUCCAUCAUUAAACUCCAAGCCGUUAAAAUUUGGCCAUGGCGAAGGAACUAAUCUAGUCCACGACUCGAACAACCCCCUUGGAUGCCUACCAUAUGAGCGCUCCUACAGCGACGAAGCCAUCCUCGUCCACCGCGGAAAAUGCACUUUCCUGGAGAAGUUAAAGAUAGCUCAUGCUGCCGGCGCGUUGGGAGUCGUUGUUCUUACAGACAAUGAGAUCGGCAUUAAUCCAUCAGCGGAUGAAAAAGAUUUAGAAGCCGUUGGAUCCUCUUUGGACGAUAUGGUCAUGGUGGUCCUGCGUAAAUCGGACGGGCGCAAGGUAUCUAUCAUGAUGGAUUUGGUGGAUAGCCAAGGCCUCGGGCGUGUCGUAGUGAGUGUCGAGUCGGGGGUGGAUACUGGUCGACCACCUGAGUGGAAUGAUGCGCACGAGGAACAUCAAGCGAAGGGGGCUCCGCCAGAUCGCGUUCUGUAUCUCAACGGACAUCCAUUAUUAAAUACAAGAUUAUUGGUAUGA